AUGGUCGACGACGGUGUCGCGGCCAGCAGCUCAGAUGUCUCUAGGUCGGCGCCGCCUCCUGAAGAAAAGGGUGCAGGAGAACAUGUGGCAUGCACUGAGCCGACACGCAAAAAGCCUCGCUGGGAAAAGCCAAUUCCAUUGGCUAAUGCGGAGCUGCGGUCUCGCACUAGGUUCGUUCCAGCCCGCCAGCAGACGCUGCUGCGACUCCCGUCAGGCGUUAUGAAGCAGGUCACGCUCGAGCCUGGGAAGAUGAUAUCCAUCGGCAAGUUCGGCACGUUUAAGGCCGACGAGAUCAUCGGCCGCCCUUUUGGUCUCACGUACGAAAUCCUGGCUGAUGGCUCGUUGAAGAUUAUGCAGCAGGCUGUGGCAGAGGCCCUAGUUGAAAGUGAAGCCACGAACGAAAACAUUUUUGACGAUGGCGACUCGCAGGCCCUGUCCUACGAGGACAUCCAGGCGCUCAAGCAGGGCGGUGCUACAGGACGUGAAAUCAUCCAGAAGCAGCUUGAGGGUAACAAGAGCUAUGAGCUCCGGACUACGUACAGCCAAGAAAAGAUCAUGAAGAGGAAGGAGUCAAAGCACCUGCACUUUUUCACGCCUCUUCCCCCUGACACUUUCCAUGUCGCCGCUUACCACUUCGAGCGCAAUCCUGACAAGGUGCGCGGUAUGCGCUCCGAUGCAUUGGCCCAGUGUCUCUCUUUUGCGAAUGUCCAGGCUGGAGGCAAGUACCUCGUCGUUGACGGUACCGGGGGUCUCCUCACGGGGGCGGUCCUCGAGCGCCUCGGUGGUGCUGGCUCGGUUCACCUGAUUCACGAUGCUGACUCGCCGCCAGCCCUAGAGCUUAUGCCUCUGUUUAACUUGACGCCUUCCCACACAGAUGGUAUCCUGAAGACCAUGCACUGGGCUGCCACUGAACCUGCAUGGACUUUGCCGUCCCACAUGACGGAUGAGCUUGCUAAGGUCUAUGCAACUGAGCGCGAGCGCCAACGCGCACGUAAAAAGCGCGAGGGCAUCACAGACUUUAUCACUACACGCCAGCAAUUUUUCGAUGGGGAAUUUGAUGCUGUGCUUGUUGCAUCACCGUAUGAGCCCUAUUCAGUCGUAUACCGCCUGAUUCCCUACCUCGCCGGCUCGUCGAAUGUGGUCGUCCACAGCCCGCACCUCCAGCCACUCAUCGAAGCGCAGGCGCGCAUGAGAGCCAACCCUGUUUUUGUGAAUGUAUCAGUGACUGAGCCUUGGCUCCGCCGCUACCAGGUCCUGCCACAGCGAACUCACCCUGAUAUGAUGACGUCCGCGAGCGCCGGCUAUAUUUUGCACGGCAUCCGCAUCCUCGAUACCUCCACAGAGUAG
Molecule: messenger RNA, 1347 nt
Organism: Malassezia sympodialis ATCC 42132
Lineage: Eukaryota; Fungi; Basidiomycota; Malasseziomycetes; Malasseziales; Malasseziaceae
Gene: GCD10
Product: tRNA 1-methyladenosine methyltransferase subunit GCD10
Biological process (GO): tRNA methylation
Cellular component (GO): nucleus; tRNA (m1A) methyltransferase complex
Source: RefSeq, a predicted model, not a curated record